Rotaria sp. Silwood1 is the source of this 507-nucleotide messenger RNA. The record is from the annotation of a GenBank genome assembly. Lineage: Eukaryota; Metazoa; Rotifera; Eurotatoria; Philodinida; Philodinidae.
AUGACAUGGAAUGCUCCAAAUUACUGUGAUAUAUAUAAUAAUACAGCAGCACUAAUUAUCUAUGAUCAUCAACGAAAUUUUCGUCCAGUUUAUUUUCGUCAUCGACCACAUCCAUUUGUUUUACCAAAUCAUGAAAAUGCUUUUGAAUUGGGUAAUCGAUUAAUGAAAGCUUACGUAGAAAAAAUUAUUUUGGUAUUAAUCCAAGAUAAUAUCAAAUCAAUCAGUGAUUUUCGAACUAGUGAUGUUGACGAUGAUGCAACAAGACGUUUCAGAGCACGAGAAGAAAUGUUUAUUGAUCACAUACGUAAAUGUCAAUAUUUUAACCAAAUUAGUAUUCAAUUGGGUAACUUAGUACCAUCAGAACAAUUGCAAGAGAAAGCAUUACGAAAUCAAGACGUUUUUGAACAAGAACUUCCUGUACUUAGCAAAUUAUUAGAAUAUGAUCCUUCGUUAAUAUUUGAUUCAGCAUCAAAAAUAGAUGCUUUAUAUGAACAACGACUCUAUUAA